Funneliformis mosseae is the source of this 274-nucleotide messenger RNA. NCBI's taxonomy places the organism in Eukaryota, Fungi, Glomeromycota, Glomeromycetes, Glomerales, Glomeraceae. The record is from the annotation of a GenBank genome assembly.
GGAUUCUGUUCAGUUAAUAAUAGUACUAAAUUAGAAGAGCUAACUGUAUAUAGUUAUGACACUAGAUUGAAAGAAAAACAGGAUGCUCGUUUAAUGAAAGAUAUAGUCCUCAUAGAUUUACAAGAAAAUAAUCUUCAUUCUUUAAAUGCAUAUAUCAAGACUAUUAAUGCUGUUGUAAAUAUUCCAUCUAUGCAACAAUAUAUUCAAAAGAAAUAUAUUAUACCUGUCGUUGCUGAUUGGCCUGAACAAAUCUAUCUUAGGACAGCCAUCUCUC